AUGGGUGAGAUGCUGGUGCUGACAGUUCUCUCUCUUCUUCAGGGUCGGCAUGUCAAAACGGGUCAGCUAGCAGCCAUCAAAGUCAUGGAUGUUACUGAGGAUGAAGAAGAAGAAAUCAAACUGGAGAUUAAUAUGCUAAAGAAAUAUUCUCAUCAUAGAAAUAUUGCAACGUAUUAUGGUGCUUUCAUUAAGAAAAGUCCUCCAGGACAUGACGACCAACUGUGGCUUGUUAUGGAGUUUUGUGGAGCAGGCUCUAUCACAGACCUUGUGAAGAACACGAAAGGGAAUACUCUGAAAGAAGACUGGAUAGCAUAUAUCUCCAGGGAGAUUCUCCGGGGGUUGGCACAUCUUCAUGCCCAUCAUGUGAUUCACAGGGAUAUCAAAGGGCAAAAUGUGUUGUUAACAGAGAAUGCAGAAGUGAAACUUGUGGAUUUCGGUGUGAGCGCUCAGCUGGACAGGACAGUUGGCAGGAGAAACACUUUUAUUGGAACUCCGUACUGGAUGGCUCCAGAAGUUAUUGCCUGUGAUGAAAAUCCAGAUGCUACAUAUGAUUACAGAAGUGACCUUUGGUCAUGCGGCAUUACAGCCAUAGAGAUGGCAGAAGGAGCUCCCCCGCUUUGUGACAUGCAUCCCAUGAGGGCACUCUUUCUGAUACCCAGGAACCCUCCCCCACGGUUAAAAUCCAAGAAAUGGUCAAAAAAGUUUUUCAGCUUUAUAGAAGGCUGUCUAGUGAAGAAUUACAUGCAAAGACCUUCAACAGAGCAACUCUUGAAACAUCCCUUUAUACGUGACCAACCAAAUGAAAGGCAAGUCAGAAUCCAGCUUAAGGACCAUAUAGACAGGACCAGGAAGAAGAGAGGAGAGAAAGAUGAGACGGAGUAUGAAUAUAGUGGAAGUGAGGAAGAAGAGGAGGAAGUGCCUGAACAAGAAGGAGAGCCAAGUUCCAUUGUCAAUGUGCCUGGAGAAUCAACCCUCCGACGUGAUUUCCUGAGACUGCAGCAGGAAAACAAGGAACGGUCCGAGGCCCUUCGGAGACAGCAGCUGCUGCAGGAGCAGCAGCUCCGUGAGCAAGAGGAGUACAAGAGGCAGCUGCUGGCAGAGAGGCAGAAGCGCAUCGAGCAGCAGAAGGAGCAAAGGAGGCGGCUAGAAGAG
Pterocles gutturalis (yellow-throated sandgrouse) is the source of this 1152-nucleotide messenger RNA. RefSeq names its product mitogen-activated protein kinase kinase kinase kinase 4. Lineage: Eukaryota; Metazoa; Chordata; Aves; Pterocliformes; Pteroclidae. The transcript has 10 exons. The annotation marks the transcript as partial. Gene Ontology annotation, molecular function: ATP binding; protein kinase activity. Gene Ontology annotation, biological process: protein phosphorylation. The record is from RefSeq and is a predicted model, not a curated record.